Molecule: messenger RNA, 2328 nt
Organism: Oreochromis niloticus (Nile tilapia)
Lineage: Eukaryota; Metazoa; Chordata; Actinopteri; Cichliformes; Cichlidae
Gene: cbx5
Product: chromobox homolog 5 (HP1 alpha homolog, Drosophila)
Exons: 5
Coding region: 169-768 (199 amino acids)
Cellular component (GO): nucleus
Source: RefSeq, a predicted model, not a curated record
GCACAGCACCUUUUGUGUGUGUGUGAGGCUAGCUGUUAAAGUAGCUGAAAGGUUGGCCUCGCUGCUCGUCCACAAAGACAGGGUUUGACGGGUACAGAUCGACGGUUGGAACCUCCAGAAGAGGAAGUGUCACCUGCAACCGCGUUGUGUUAAGCACCAAACUUUACCAUGGGCAAAAAGUCUCGCGGAGAAGAGUCUUCAUCCUCUGAUGAGGAAGAAUAUGUUGUGGAAAAAGUGCUGGACAGGAGGGUGGUGAAAGGAAGGGUUGAAUUCUUCCUAAAGUGGAAGGGAUACUCGGACAAGCACAACACAUGGGAACCAGAGAAAAACUUGGAUUGCCCUGAGCUUAUUGCAGAAUUCAUGAAGACCUACAAGAAAAGCAGUGGUGGGACCUCCACACCAAGCAGUGGGGCCAGCAAAUCAAACACGGCGUCCUCUGGACGCGCCAAAGAUUCCAGCAGCUCAAAGAAGAGGAGCUCUGACGAUGACGAGGAAGGUGGAAGUAAGCCCAAGAAGAAAAAAGAGGAUGACAUUCUUGUCGCACGCGGUUUUGAGAGAGGACUUGAGCCGGAGAAGAUCAUUGGAGCAACAGACUCAUGUGGAGACCUCAUGUUUCUUAUGAAGUGGAAAGACUCUGAUGAGGCUGAUCUCGUUCUCGCCAAGGAGGCCAAUCAUAAGUGCCCACAGAUUGUCAUAGCCUUCUAUGAGGAACGUCUCACCUGGCAUGAAGACAGUGACAAGAAGGAGAAGGAUGCUGUCAGUGCGUGAGUGUAUCGCCUCAGGAGAAAACGGGACCUCUUCACUGCAGGGACAACCUUGAGUCAGACAUUUUUCACAUCCUAAACUCCCAACCUUCAAUUUUUACCAUGUCCAGCAAUGACACACACAAAUUUUGGACACUGUGUUAUCUCCAUCCAAGCCUCAUUGGAGCACACGGGCCCAGACUACUAAAAAGGAUCCAUCAUUCAGGAGGAGAAGCUGUAGAUGACAUGGGUGAUAUGCUACUGGGGAGAGUUUAUACUAUUCUGUCUUUGUAUUCUUUACCUUCUUUUAAAAUAAAAAAAAAUAAAUAUUUUAACACAUUCUUUUAGUGCUUACAGGAUACGAUUAUGUUAGUGUUGAAAAUCAGAGUUGGUACAGGCUGUGUUAACACCGAGUGUGUUCCAUUGUGGGUUCACAACUUUUAAUUUGCUAUAAACGGUGUACCUCUUCUUUUUAAGAACCCAGCUGACACCACAAGGAUGAAAUGGUUUUUUUAUUGUUUUAAGUCAGGAAGCAGUCACCGCAGCACUUUCCUGCCUGCAUAAUCGCUUCUUUUUAAAAGGAAAAACUUCUAUAUCAUAGAUUUCUCAUUUGUCUUGCUGUAAAGCCUGCCAGGAUUGAUUUACUCAGUUUUUUUUUCAUAAUGUAGUGGUGGGUUUGUUUUGUUUUUGUUUUUUAAUAACAAAGUUUUAGUUUUAAGUUCAAAUACACCGGUCUAGACAGAAUACAUUACCACAUCAACAGCUAACCAAAAGGACAGUAAAACCAAUUAUGCGCAGUAUUUUUUUUAUAUAUUUUGUUUUUAUAUAUAAGUGUUUUUUGGGUUAAGUCUGACAAUCUACUAUGUAUCCAAGCAAAAUGAAGCCAGGGUUCAUGCCUGUCAUUAGGGUCUGCCACCUUGUGGCCAAAAAAUGUAAACCUUGGAUGUGUGACCAAUCCCUAUGACAACCCUGUGGUUUUAAUAGUUGUUGUUAGUCAUGUUUUGAUUUUUAUGUUAAAUGGUUGACAUUGCCAUAAUUUCAAACAUUAAAGAAGGUUUUGAACUGAAUUAGUCACAUCCUGGGUUCUCUUGUGUUGACUCUAUUUGUUCUUAGCUUAAGAUUUCUUUUAUUAUUAUAAUUUUUUUUUUAAUCCCCUUUCUUUUUCUGGGACCUGAAAAGCACCUCCAAGCUUUUAUACACAAGAUGGAUGUCGGUUUUGCAGUUUGAUCUGUUGUGCUCCAGCGUGGACUCUUGGGACCAAAUGUUUCGUGUCUACCGAAUAAAAUCUGUUUUAUUUUAUUUUUUUAUUAAUGUUUUUAGCUUUAAUUGGCAUUGUGAAUGAAGGCUGUGCGCUUCUCCCCUUUUCAUAUGUACCAUACACAAAUCAUGUCCCUUGAUAUUAACUUAGAUUAUCCUUUUGGUGUCGAUUCCUUUAAUGAAGAGUAUUCUGUUCCUGAAUAUUUUUUUUUCCCCUCUUCCUUUUUGCCAGUGCAGAAUUUUUAAAAUGUAGACUAUUUCUUGUGUGAAUGAAAUGUUAUGAGUAUGUGUACAGUAGCACCCUUUAAUAAACAUUUUCAGUGUUAAA